This is a messenger RNA of Cryptococcus wingfieldii CBS 7118, 1587 nucleotides long. RefSeq lists its product as hypothetical. Gene Ontology annotation, molecular function: transmembrane transporter activity. Lineage: Eukaryota; Fungi; Basidiomycota; Tremellomycetes; Tremellales; Cryptococcaceae. The transcript has 13 exons. The record is from RefSeq and is a predicted model, not a curated record. The coding region runs from base 1 to 1587 and encodes 528 amino acids. Gene Ontology annotation, cellular component: membrane. Gene Ontology annotation, biological process: transmembrane transport.
AUGUCUGAAGACACAGCCCCCGCAGGAAUGCCCCAGGUCCCCACUAAAAACCAAGAGAAUGGGAGCGAUGGGCAGCAGCAACCUGAACCUCAUAAGGAAGCAGGCUCUGGCGACCCUCUUGCUAGCCUCAGCCAAGCUCGAAAGAACGUGCUACUCUUCACCUUUUCCAUCGCCACUUUUGUUGACGUCUGCAACGUGGCUGGAACGGCGAUAGCUGUCGCACAGAUCGCAUCCGACAUACAUCUCGGGUCAUCGCAGGUUGUCUGGAUUAUCACAAGCUAUAGUAUCUGCUUUGGGGCUUUCCUGCUGUUUGCUGGUCGCAUCAGUGAUCUCUUCCCAGCCUCUAUCGUGUUUGAAGGCGGAUUCUUUGUACUCGGCGUCUUGAGUUUGGUGGUGUCGUUUGUCACGUCUAACAAAUAUGGCUUCCUGAUCCUUCGAGGUCUCGGGGGUAUAGCUGGGAGCAUGACCAUACCAUCGGCGUAUCAUCUUACUGUCCGCAUGUUUCCUGACCACAAAGAGCAACAGGCAAAGCUCGCCUUACUUGCCAUGACUGGGGCUAUAGGCAAUGUGCUUGGUCUUGUCCUUGCAGGUAUCUGUAUGCUAGCCAGCUAUAGAUGGUUCUUCCGAGUGCUUGCCAUCAUUUGCUUGGUCUUUACUGCCAUUUGUUUCCUCUUGCUGCCCAUGACCCAUACUGUCAAGCAUCACAGCGACGGCAUCUCGACAUGGAAGAAACUCGACCUUGUCGGCGUCGGGCUCUUGGCCGCUGCCCUCGUCUGUUUCAUCUUGUCGCUUACCCAAGGCCCAAUUGACGGGUGGGGGUCGGCUUCGUUCAUUGCGCCUUUCGUCCUCAGCUUUCCGAUUGCUAUCGCGUUCUUCUUUUGGGAGUCACACAUCCCUCAGAAGACGGCAGUGCUUCCGAGCUCUGUUUGGAAGAUUUCCAACAUUGUCAUCAUGAGUCUGGCUCUCGGAAUAGCAUUUCCUUUCUGGUCAACAUCGCAACUCAUGUACUCGACCUACUUUCAGGAAGUUUUGCAUUGGACCCCGAUAAAAGUCUCAGCGGCGAUGCUGCCGCAAGGCAUUACGGGUCUCAUCAUUGGUGGCUCAGCUCAAUACAUUCCUCAGAUCAUCACCAAGCCCAAGUUCACUCUUCCCCUCGGCGGUAUUCUGAUUAUUGCUGCCGAGCUACUUCAGAUAUUCUCCAAUGGUGGACAUGGUAAAGACUACUGGAGGUUCUGUUUCCCAGCAUACAUUCUCGGCAGUGCCGGUGCAAUCUUGACAUACCUUUGCACAUCAAUUAAUCUCAUCACGUACUGUCCACCCGAGAUGGCUGGAGUAGCAGGAGCUCUCGUUCAAGUCGUCGCUCAGAUAGCAGCCGCCAUCACUCUCGCCGUACAAGCAUCUUUUCAAGGCCAAGGCGUGCAAGACUGGAACAUGGCCGCUCGCCGUUCAUUCUACUUUCAGAUCGCGUGGACGGCUGUGCUUUGUAUACAAUUCGUCGUCUUUUUCAGAAAACCGACGUCCCCCGAGGAGGCGCAUGAAGCUACUAGGAAGAGGAUUGCUGAAAGCGGUAAAGGUGCUAGGCUGUAA